Camellia sinensis is the source of this 984-nucleotide messenger RNA. NCBI's taxonomy places the organism in Eukaryota, Viridiplantae, Streptophyta, Magnoliopsida, Ericales, Theaceae. The record is from RefSeq and is a predicted model, not a curated record.
AUGAAGGGCCAAAGUGGGAAGAAUUACAAACAUAAAGGGUCAAAGUGGGCAAAAUCAAACUUAAAGAGUCAAAAUGAGAAGGAUUGCAAACAUAAAGAGUCAAAUUGCCAAGAGCUGGUAGUAAAUUCAGGCCACUUCAACGCGCACUCUCUCGAUUUCUUGACAGAAUUCCCCAAAGCCCUAUCGUUUCUCGAUCAAAAAACUAACGUCGCCGUCAUAGUCCUCUCCGGCAAUGGCGAUCACUUCUGCUCAGGCAUCGAUCUCAAAGCCCUAAGCUCAAUCACCUUCGAAUCCAGCGACCACGGCCGCACAGCCGAGCGCGUCCGCCGAGAGAUCAAGCGCUUCCAGGAACCGGUCACAGCCGUAGAGAGGUGUCGGAAGCCAGUAAUCACCGCUGUGCACGGGGCUUGUAUCGGCGGCGGUGUUGAUAUCAUCACCGCCUGUGACAUUAGGUGUCGGAAGCCAGUAAUCGCCUCCUCCAUAGGCUGCUUGUGCGAACCUUUCAAUUGCAGGUUUGAGUUCUUGCUUGCUUGCAAGGGAAAUCUUGCAUCCACAGAUCUUGGCUUUUGUUGUUCCAGUCAACAUAAAUCAAGUUUGCUGUAUGUACAGAGAGAUGUUUCCAGUGUGCUUGAUGUUCUUCGUCUUCUUGCGAUCGCGCUCGGGCUCUUUCAGGGCCUUGAUGACGAGCGCGGCGACGGAGGGGAUGACGGAGACUUUGGCCUGGCGGUUCUGGAUGGUGAGCUUCACGGUGACUCGGAGGCUGGUUCAGUCAUUCCGAGAGCAAGCUCGAUUGGGUGUUGCUGGGUUGCCUCCGAGAGAGAGAAGAUUUGGACAAUGAUGGGAAGGUAUGUGUAAAAAAUAAGCGAAAUAGAUUGAGGUCCGGCGGGCGGCCAAGGCGAGGUUGCCGCCCGCCGGUGAAGCAAAAUUACUAGAGUCUUAACCUUGCUCUGAUACCAUGUAACAAUUUAUGUAUUAUUGAUUGAU